Molecule: messenger RNA, 2922 nt
Organism: Electrophorus electricus (electric eel)
Lineage: Eukaryota; Metazoa; Chordata; Actinopteri; Gymnotiformes; Gymnotidae
Gene: cers6
Product: ceramide synthase 6
Biological process (GO): ceramide biosynthetic process
Cellular component (GO): membrane
Molecular function (GO): sphingosine N-acyltransferase activity; DNA binding
Source: RefSeq, a predicted model, not a curated record
CACACCAAUCAGUGGCAGUGAAGCGGAUACCGUCGACCUCAAGCACUUUCACUAUACGAUGGAAAAGAAACGGGCGGUGCAAACGCUGAUUCCAUCAUCCAGAAGCUCCAUCGUGGAAAAACCAUCGCAACUGAGCAUCGGCGCUCGGUUUCACCUCCAUCGGAAGCUGCAGCAGAAGUGUCCAAGAUACAGGGCUUCAGGGCAAUGGCUGGGAUUUUGGCGUGGUUUUGGAACGAGAGGUUCUGGCUGCCCCAUAACGUGACCUGGGCUGACUUAAAAAAUACGGAUGAGUCAACGUUCCCGCAAGCGGAGGACCUCUAUCUGGCAUGUCCUCUAGCCUUCUGCGUCUUCAUGGUCCGACUCGUGUUCGAGAGGUUCAUUGCGAGACCGUGUGCUUUGGCCCUAAAAAUACAAGCAAAUGGACCCCAGAAGGCUCAAGCCAAUGCCAUCUUGGAGAAAGUCUUCACUGCGAUUACUAAACAUCCAGACGAACUGAGGCUGGAGGGCCUGUCUAAACAGCUGGACUGGGACGUGAGGACCAUCCAGCGCUGGUUCCGGCAGAGACGCAACCAGGAGAAGCCAAGCACGUUGACCCGCUUCUGUGAGAGCAUGUGGAGAUUUACCUUCUACCUGUACAUAUUUACCUACGGGGUGCGGUACCUUAAAAAGACCCCCUGGUUAUGGAACACUAGAGAAUGCUGGUACAACUACCCCUAUCAGGUGCUGACGGUAGACCUGCAUUACUACUACAUCCUGGAGCUCUCCUUCUACCUCUCCCUGUUCUUCACCCAGUUCACGGACAUCAAAAGGAAGGACUUCCUGCUCAUGUUCAUGCACCAUGUUGCCACCAUCUCUCUGAUCAGCUUCUCCUAUGUGAACAACAUGGCCCGGGUGGGCACGCUCACCAUGUGUCUCCACGAUGCCGCAGACGUGCUGCUGGAGGCUGCUAAAAUGGCCAACUAUGCCAAGUGCCAGAGGCUUUGCAAUGUUCUGUUUGUGAUGUUCGCUCUGGUGUUCAUCAGCUCCAGGCUGGGCUUAUAUCCUGUCUGGGUCCUGAACAGUACUCUGUUCGAGAGCUGGGAGAUUGUGGGGCCGUACCCGUCUUGGUGGGUGUUCAACGCACUGCUGGGGCUGCUGCAGGCACUACACACCUUCUGGUCGUAUCUUAUCGUGAAGAUCGCCUGCAGAGCCAUCUCCAGAGGCAAGGUGGGAAAAUGGAAUCCUUUACAUGUGUCAAAGGACGACCGUAGUGACAUCGAAUCCAGUUCUGACGAGGAGGACGUCCCGCCCCCUGCUCAGAAACACCACACUAAUGGCACCAAUGGGGCACCUGGUACCAACGGCUACCUGUCCGUGCCCUCGUGCCAUGAUGACCACUAGGCGCCCCCAACCUGCUGCAGUCUAGUUCGUAUAGUACUCGUGUGUCAAAACAUGAACAACGUUGCCUGUCUGGUACUGGAAGUUCUUAAAUAGAAUAAUGUGAAUGCAGCUGAGUUUUAGUACAAUUCUUUUCCAUCCGUUUAGUUUUUCCUGUUUUCCCUUGCAGCGUUUCUAGGCAUUCAGUUGAAUAUCCAAGCACUUUUCCCUCUAGUUGCAACCUGGCCUUGAAUUCUUUUUUGUUUUUUGUUUGUUUCUUGGCGAAUGAAUGAGAGCAUCUCUCUUAUCAAGCUAGCAUGCUGGUGUGGUCAAAUAGUUUGGUAUUAUGGGAGCGGCAAUUUUCUUGAGAUAACGUCUUUGUAUUUAUUAAUUUUUUUAUAUCUAUAUCUAGGUUGUGGAUGAGUUUUUUCUAUAUCUUAAAGCAAUUUAUUGUCUGUGUUUUGAAAUGGCAUGACUAUUUAACAUUCACUCAUUGUUUCUGAAUUCACCAAUGUUUUUCUUUAAAUCAUUUACCUUAAUCUCAGAUUAAGUAACUGCUGUCUGGUAUGGUCACCAAUUAAAAUGUAUGACCUGCAUUACACAUACGACCCACACACACUAUAUUUGCACUAGAAUCUGUAAAUGGAAAAUCUACAACAGUAUUAUGGGCUCAUGAGUUUUGUUAGAAAUGCUGAUAUAUUGUCCUCCACCUCAAAUCAACUAUUGGCCUGUACUUCAGAUAACUUUCAUUUAUCUGGUGUUUCCAUUAUGUCAGAGAACUGCACAUCUGCACUUCGUACAAGGCAAGCUGUUGUCCUAAAAACAUCACCGAAUUUCAUAAAAUUGACUUUUAGAGAAUGGUAUUACCUGGUCUUUGAUUACAGUUACUUUACUUCAGGUUUUAUGAACUUCAUUUCCCAACCACAUAAAAUGUACGUAAUAGUCUUUGUCAGAGGGUGGCUUCCACAUUCUAAUUCUGGCAGAUGUUUGCACAGUGUUAAUAUCAAAUGAGUACUAUGAAUGAGAAUGUAUUCAUCUUUAGUCUGCUAUGCACCUUGUAGUCCUAACUAAAAAAGGUUUAGAUUGUGCAGUGUAUCAGACAGGUGUCAGCAAAGACCUUGUGGAUAUUCUCAAGGGUAUGAUGUAGUAGCAUGUGUUUUGCUCCACUUGUUUUCAAUGCUAAAACUUUCCAGUUUCCUCUUUGGUUUUGUUAGGGUUUGACAUCUUUUCCUUACCUACCUAAACAGAUGACUUACCAAAAUGCUGAAUGUCAAGUUGGGGUGAAGCUUUUGUUUUUCGAGUAUUUUUAAGGCUAUUAUUUCUGUGUUAUGAAGACCACCACUGCAGUCUGUUGGUACGCUGUGGAGAGGAAGAAGCCGUCUAUCUGCACGGCAGACAGUGCGCUGAGGCCGAGUUGUGUGAUUUACACUUGAUGUCAGAAAAAAAAACAACUUUAAAGUAUUUUCAAAGGCUUUGGUUCUCUGCCUUUGUUGGAACAUUAAAUUAUAAACAGGUCCAACAAAUAUUGUUGCCAUGUAUUUUGAAUAAACAGAACAGACAAAUGAA